GUUUUACUAUGGGAACUAUGAUGAAAAGAAUCAGAUUCCUUCAUUCGACCUAUACAUUGAUGUUAAUUAUUGGACCACGGUGAACUACUUGGGUCCUGGUUAUGAAGAAAUCAUGUACGUGUCCCCAGCAGAUGAUAUCCAAGUGUGUCUUGUCAAUACUGGCAAUGGGGUGCCCUUCAUUUCGGCAUUGGAACUAAGACAUAUAGAUGAUGAUGGCAUCUAUCGAUUAAGAUCUGGAUUCUUGGAACACGCUGGGCGACUGGACAUCGGAGGUGCCUCGGACUCUUUCAUCAGGUACCCUAAAGAUGUUUAUGAUCGGAUUUGGGAAACUGAAGACUAUGCUGGUUGGAUCUUUCUGGACACCACAUCUAUCAUUAAUUCAUCUGACGAUAAUGAUGCUUAUAAGGUUCCUAGCGAAGUUCUUCGGACCGCUCAAAGUUCAAUCAAUGGCAGUACUCCCUUGCGUUUAGGAUGGACACCUUCAAGCUCUGCAGAGAAAUGGAUUGUGUACUUUUAUUUCGUUGAGAUUGAGAGACUGACAAACGGCCUCCAGAGGGAGUUCACAGUUUCCAUGAAUGAUAAUCAAUUCAUGGAGAUAGUGAGCCUUGAAUACUUAAAGCCAGUGGUUGUAGUCUCCACUCCUGUUAGUGGGUCGCUCAUCACCAUCUCGAUUGAAUCGACAAAUAAGUCUGGAAAUCCACCGAUCCUCAAUGCCGUGGAGUUCUAUACCAUUGGUGAUCUUCCAAAUGUACCCACAGCACAAGAUGAUGUGAAAGCUAUUAAUGACAUCAAAACGACAUAUCACAUUCAGAAAGAAAGCUGGCAAGGUGACCCAUGUAUACCAAGCAUAUACACAUGGGAUGGUCUAAAUUGUAGCAAUGGAAAUCCUCCAAGGAUCAUAUCAUUGAAAUUGAGCUCAAGCAAUUUGGUGGGCGACAUAGUCUCAUCACUGUCACGUCUAUCAACAAUGGAAGACUUAGAUUUGUCCAACAAUAAGCUUACGGGAGCAAUACCAGAAACUCUGGCAGAAUUACCAAAUCUUAGAUUUCUAAAUCUAAGUGGAAACAACCUAAUUGGAUCAGUUCCUGAAGCUCUUAAGAAAAGGGUUCUGGACAAUACUUUAAUCAUGAGUUUGGCAGGAAACACAAAUCUUUGCCUAGCCGAUCCUUGCGUGCAGAAGAAGAAACAAAAUUCCAUCCUCGUUCCAGUUGUUACAUCAGUUUCAGGCUUCUUUUUAGUUCUCUUUGGUGCUUUGGCUAUUGUUUGGUUAAUGAAACGGAAAAGAAAAGCAGAAUCUAGUGAAAUGACAUUGAGAUUAAAGAAUCGACCUUUCAAGUAUGGAGAUGUUUCAAGAAUCACUAGAAACUUUGGACGAGUGAUUGGUGAAGGUGGAUUUGGAAAGGUUUAUCUUGGCACACUAGAUGACGGCACCAUGGUUGCUGUGAAGAUUCUCUCUAAAUCAUCAAAGCAAGGAUACAAGGAAUUUCAAGCCGAGGUACAACUCUUAAUGAUUGUUCGUCACGAAAACUUGGUUUCUCUAUUUGGAUAUUGUGGUGAUUCCAAGCACAUAGCUUUAAUAUAUGAAUACAUGGUCAAUGGAAAUUUAAGGCAACAUUUAUCAGAGGACCAUCCGAAGGUCUUGACGUGGAGUAAGAGACUACAAAUAGUUGUGGAUGUAGCACAAGGUUUGGAUUAUUUGCAUAACGGUUGCAAGCCACCCAUCAUUCAUAAAGACUUGAAGACUACAAACAUCUUGUUGAACGAAGACUUCCGAGCCAAAAUAGCUGAUUUUGGCUUAUCAAGAACUUUUGCCACUGAAAACGACUCUUAUGUGUCAACUUGUCCUACAGGCACUCCUAGCUACCUUGAUCCCGAGUUUCAUUUUUCUGGAAUCUUAAAUAGGAAGAGUGAUAUUUAUGGUUUUGGAAUCAUACUCCUUGAGUUGAUCACGGGCCGACCUGCAAUAAUGAGAAGUCAGGGUGGUAGUGCCAGCAUGCACUUACUUCAGUGGUUGAUUCCUAUUGUUGAAAGUGGUGAUAUAAAGAGGAUUAUGGAUCCCAUGUUACAAGGAAAAUUCGAUGUCAACUUGGCUUGGAAAGUAGUGGAGAUUGCUAUGUCCUGUACGCGAUCAACAGCAAAUCAAAGGCCAGACAUAAAUGAUGUACUGGUAGAGUUGAAGGAGUCCUUAGGAGCAAAUCAAGUGGUUCCUUUGAAAUGACCUCAUCGAAGCUCCAUUCUUAUAAUGCCCCUGUGGCAAGGUAGUAGAACUUUUCCAAUCUAAAAGGGCUCCCUUUGUUUUAGGAAAGAAAUAAACUUUUGUCUGUAAAUUUAUACUAUCUUUUUUAUUGCGUCAUCCAUUUCCCUUUUUUUAGUAUAAAUAAGUCUUCGAAACUCGCUUUAUAACAAUGAUAUCCUUUCA
Messenger RNA from Eucalyptus grandis, 2419 nucleotides. Its product is annotated as putative leucine-rich repeat receptor-like serine/threonine-protein kinase At2g19230. The transcript has 12 exons. NCBI's taxonomy places the organism in Eukaryota, Viridiplantae, Streptophyta, Magnoliopsida, Myrtales, Myrtaceae. The record is from RefSeq and is a predicted model, not a curated record. The coding region runs from base 113 to 2218 and encodes 701 amino acids. Gene Ontology annotation, molecular function: protein kinase activity; protein binding; ATP binding. Gene Ontology annotation, biological process: protein phosphorylation.